CCACAUAAAUAUGUGCAGCGACUGUUAAUGUUCAGUUCAGCUGCUUGAUCUGCUCCAACAAGAUUCAAACAUGACCAGCAAACUGUCUGAUGACGGAGCUUUUAUUCGAAAUGAUGAGGAGUUGAGGAUUGUGUUGGUUGGGAAGACCGGAAAUGGUAAGAGUGCCACUGGAAACACCAUCUUGGGCUGGAAGUGUUUUAAGUCAACCUUCGCUGCAGCAUCCCUCACGGUCAACUGCUCGAAGGGCAAAACCACUGUGGAUGGACAGCAGGUGGCUGUGAUUGACACCCCGGGCCUCUUUGACACCAGGUUUGUACAGGAGAAAACAACUAAAGACUUGAGUCAGUGUAUCACUUAUGCUAGUCCUGGGCCCCACGUGUUCCUGAUCAUCAUCAAGCUGGGCAGAUACACGGCAGAGGAAAAGAAUUCAGUGCAGAAGAUCCAACAGAUAUUUGGUGAGGAUGCAGACAAAUACAGCAUGGUUCUCUUCACUCAUGGUGACCAGCUCGACAACACCAUUGAGGAGUUCCUGGAGGAAAGUCCAGAACUGCAGGAACUGGUGGCCAGAUGCAACGGAGAGUACCACGUUUUUGGGAACAGGGAGAAAGAUCACACUCAGGUCACCGAGCUGCUGAAGAAGAUCAGGAAGAUAGCUGCAAAGAACGGUGGAAGCCACUACACCAACGAGAUGUUCCAAGAGGCAGAGAGGAAAAUUGAAGAGGAGAAGCAACGGCUUCUGGAGAAGGAUAAGGAGAAAAUCCGCAAAGAGAAAGAGGAGCUGGAAAAUCAAAUACGGGCGAAGUAUGAUGAACAGAUGAAGAAACAGGCUGAGCAAUUCCAGGCUGAGAGAGAGAGGGAGAGGAGAGAGAGGGACACCGAAAGGAAGAUGGAGAGAGAUGAGAGAGAUGCAGAGAGAAAGAGAGAUAGAGAAGAGAAGGAAAGAAUGAUGGAAAAAAUGAGGGAGCAGCAGGAGAGGGAGUUGAAAGAGAAAAUGAAGCAGUUGGAGGAAAAAAUUGAAAAAGAAAAGAGAGCAGAAGCUGAGAACAAAAAUCCAUUUCUUUCUUUGUUAACUAAAUUUGUAGAUGUCGUAUUUGGAAAAUGUUGUAUUUCAUGAAGUUAGCUGUGCUACUCAACACCGCCACCUUGUGUCUUGUUCAUGUGGAUGUUUGAAGCAACAAAUCAAGUGUGCAGACAAGCAGUUUGUAACAGAAUCAGUACUAAGAGCUUUUAUGGACCUAAAUGUAGUAAAACCACAUUUUAGAAUAUACUCUAAGUACUACUUUGACAAUAUUGCACAAAAGGAUUAGUAUUCACAAUAUAUUCAAAAUGCCAAAAUUAAAUGUAAUUUUGCCUGUGCACACAUACACAAGGGCGAUGAAGUGAAUCAAUCAAAAUGUGCCUAUAUUGAAGACUUUCAGAUUCAGUUAAAGGGGCUUAAAAAUAAAUUCAGAAAUUAGUCAUUUUCAUUCAGUCACUAUUUUGUCAUUUUUGAAAAUUGGACAAAUGAACAUUCUAAAUAUCUGGACAAAAUCAUCACUUGUCCACACAUGAACAUUUACAAGUCACUGAACAUGCCUGGGUUGUCCAGAGGGAAAAUUACAAAAACAAACAUAAAUAAAUGUUGUUGACCAGAUACUUAUGGUCCUGACUGAUUCAUAUAUUCACCCCUUUAAUGGUACAGCUGUUAAAUGUGGAUCUAAUUUGAAUUUCCUAUAUUUUAUGUAUCACUUUACUGCCGAGUAGUCUGUGGAUUUCUUCAUGUGGAACUCUGAAUUUAUUGAUGUAAAUUUAGUUAUUGAUUAUAAUUUCUAUUGUUAAUCUGAAAUAGUGCAAACCUCAAAAUUGUUUAUGUACAGUACUUGAACAAAAGUAUUUACUGUGUUUCCUUGCUGGCAUAUAAAAUAUGAACAUGCCAUACACUUAGACUUAGGUUACAUACAGGUAUUUUUUCAUUUAUAUUGAAAAAUAUCAUAUGUAUGUUUGCAUUCAUACUUAUACAUAUGUUAAGCAUUUUAUUAGUCUCACUGCUUUGUGUUAUUCACUUGGCAAGAUGAAAUCUCGUACACUUUAUUAUGCUUGCUUUUGCAAAACCUGUUGCUGCACAGGUUGCAUUUAAAAUAGUUUGUCUUUAAUUUUAUAUCACCAUGUCCAUGUUUUGAACAUUGUAUCUGUCACAUUUAUUUUUUGAAUAGAGAGCAUUCACAAUUCAAAAGGUUUCUCACACUUUUGCCCCACAUAGAACAUGUGGAUUUUCUGGUUUUAAUGUUUCUGGUGAUGGUGCAACAUUUUGUGUCAUGCUGUUGCUAAUAAUUUUUUGUUGUAUUCUGGAAUUUUAAUUCACAAAAGCAAAUGUGAAAUAAUGUGCCAAAAUUAAAGGUUUGGUAUACUAUCA
Molecule: messenger RNA, 2392 nt
Organism: Thalassophryne amazonica
Lineage: Eukaryota; Metazoa; Chordata; Actinopteri; Batrachoidiformes; Batrachoididae
Product: GTPase IMAP family member 9-like
Exons: 2
Coding region: 71-1114 (347 amino acids)
Molecular function (GO): GTP binding
Source: RefSeq, a predicted model, not a curated record